Andrographis paniculata is the source of this 1494-nucleotide messenger RNA. RefSeq names its product equilibrative nucleotide transporter 1. Gene Ontology annotation, molecular function: nucleoside transmembrane transporter activity. Gene Ontology annotation, biological process: nucleoside transmembrane transport. The coding region runs from base 90 to 1352 and encodes 420 amino acids. Gene Ontology annotation, cellular component: plasma membrane. The record is from RefSeq and is a predicted model, not a curated record. The transcript has 2 exons. Lineage: Eukaryota; Viridiplantae; Streptophyta; Magnoliopsida; Lamiales; Acanthaceae.
UUUAAAAUUAAAUACAACAAAUUGUUCGUUCCUCGCUGGCUCCGUCGCCGUCGCACAGGAUAGAAAUAUCUCCCUGGAAGUAAACGCCGAUGGGUACGACGGCCGCCGCAGUGGAGGAGGAAUCAGAAUCCGCGGCGCUCUUAAUCCCCGAGGAAUCGAAUUCGGAAAAAAUUCCGACAGAUUCAUUCCACUUCGUCUACAUAAUCUAUUUCUCCUUAGGGGCGGGGUACCUCCUGCCAUGGAACGCGUUCAUAACGGCUGUCGACUACUUCACCUACCUCUACCCCGACGCAUCCGUAGAUCGUGUGUUCGCCAUUGUUUAUAUGCUGGUUGGGCUCACGUCGUUGCUUCUCAUCAUCGCGUUUGCUCACAAAUCCAGCUCCGUGGCGAGAAUUAAUUUAGGUUAUGCGUUGUUUCUGAUUGCGUUGGUGGCGGUGCCGCUGAUGGAUACCUGGUAUGUGAAGGGGAGGGUGGGGGUUUAUGGAGGGUACUAUGCGACGGUGGCGGUGGUGGGGUUGAGUGGACUGGCUGAUGGAUUGGUGCAGGGCGGCGUUGUGGGGAAUGCCGGAGAGUUGCCGGAGAGGUAUAUGCAGGCUGUAGUCGCCGGAACUGCUGCUUCUGGUGUUCUUGUUUCGAUCCUCCGAGUUUUCACCAAGGCUUUAUACCCUCAAGAUACCAAUGGACUAAGACAAAGUGCCAAUCUAUAUUUUAUUGUCAGCAUUGUUGUGAUGGUGUUGAACGUCGUUUUCUAUAAUCUGGCGCAUAGGCUUCCGGUUAUCAAAUACUACAACAAUCUGAAAACUCUGGCAGCAAACGAGGAGAAGGAGCAGAGGGGAAAUCUCACAGGAAAGCUCUGGAGAUCAACGCUAUGGGACAUUGUCGGGGCUGUGAAGUGGUACGGUGCAGGCAUCGCAAUCAUUUACGUUGUAACAUUGAGCAUUUUCCCUGGAUCGGUUACAGAAGAUGUGCAUUCAGCUGCUCUUAAAGACUGGUACCCGAUCAUCCUAAUUGCGGGAUACAACGUGUUCGAUCUGAUCGGUAAAUCAUUAACAGCAGUGUACCUUAUGGAGAAUGCGAAAGCUGCCAUAGGUGGAUCCUUCGCAAGAUUGUUGUUUCUGCCACUUUUCUACGGCUGCUUGCACGGUCCUGAGGUGAUGAAAUCGGAGAUUCCGGUGACAGUGUUGACGUGCCUUCUUGGGCUUACGAACGGGUACUUUACGAGCGUGCUGAUGAUUCUGGCGCCGAAGAGUGUGGUGCUGCAACAUGCCGAAACCGCGGGGAUUGUGGUGGUUUUGUAUUUGGUUGCUGGUUUGGCUAUCGGUUCCAUCGUCUCGUGGUUUUGGGUGCUGUGAUUCAUGCCUAAAUCUGUUGUUCUACUAUUAUUUCUCCUUCCUUCGGACAGGUAUUUCUAUUUCUUCUAACUGUAUAAAUAUGACAUAUGUUUCUCUUUAUUUCCUUCUUGCAAUGAACUUUACAAUGCUCUCUCUCUCUCUA